Molecule: messenger RNA, 281 nt
Organism: Vitrella brassicaformis
Lineage: Eukaryota; Vitrellaceae
Source: the annotation of a GenBank genome assembly
GGGGAGACAAGACCAUGGAUUUUCUCAAGAUGCUCGCCAAACGAAAGCCUCGCCCCACAUCCAUUCCCAUGGAGGAGGACACAGCUUUCCGAGAGAGCAUCGUCAACCACUGGAGCCAGCUCCUGUCCGUCGAGCUGAUGAAGCACAACGCGUUUCAAGUGGCGAGUCGUGCGCAGCGCGCGGCGGCCGCCAGAGGGCCACGGAGGGCCAGCGCGUUUCCGGAGGACUUCGUCAGCCGCGGGCCAUACAGGCCCCACACCAGUCCUGCUGCGGGGCUGUAA